Messenger RNA from Sphenostylis stenocarpa, 1206 nucleotides. The record is from the annotation of a GenBank genome assembly. Lineage: Eukaryota; Viridiplantae; Streptophyta; Magnoliopsida; Fabales; Fabaceae.
AUGGGUUCUUGCAAACCCCAACAGGAACAUGUUCAUGGGCCUAUCAUCAUAGGUGCCGGGCCUUCGGGCCUAGCCGUGGCUGCGUGUCUCUCAGAGCACAAAGUCCCUUUCGUGAUUCUUGAGAGAAGCAAUUGCAUAGUUUCUCUUUGGCAAGACAAAACCUACAACCGUCUCAAACUCCACCUCCCAAAGCAGUUUUGUGAGCUUCCCUUGAAGGGUUUUCCCCACACUUUCCCCAAGUACCCCACCAAGUACCAGUUUAUAUCCUACAUGGAGUCCUAUGCCUCACACUUCAACAUCCACCCCAGGUUCAACCAAACUGUGGAGAGUGCUGAGUUUGAUAAAGGCUCACAGCUUUGGGUGGUUAGGACUCAGGAGUGUGAGCUUGUGUCUCGCUGGCUUGUGGUGGCCACUGGUGAGAAUGCUGAGCCUGUGGUUCCUAGAAUUCAUGGGAUGGAGCACUUUUCUGGCUCCAUUGCUCACACUAGUGUCUACAAGUCUGGCUCUGAGUACAGAAACCAGAAGGUUUUGGUCAUUGGGUGUGGCAAUUCAGGAAUGGAAGUUAGCUUGGACCUUUGUAGAUACAAUGCCUCACCUUACAUGGUUGCAAGGAAUACAGUGCAUGUUCUUCCUAGAGAGAUGUUUGGCUUCUCAACUUUUGGCAUAGCCAUGGCACUCUUCAAGUGGUUUCCGAUCAAGAUAGUAGACAAAAUCCUCUUGCUUGUGACCAACUUCAUGUUGGGAAACACCAAUCACUAUGGCAUCAAAAGGCCCAAAACAGGCCCAAUAGAGCUGAAACUAGCCACAGGGAGAACCCCAGUCCUUGAUGUGGGUCAAGUGGCACAAAUCAAAUGUGGGAACAUAAAGGUGAUGGAGGGUGUGAAGGAGAUAACAAGAAAUGGAGCCAAAUUUAUGGAUGGACAAGAAAAGGAAUUCGAUGCUAUAAUCUUGGCAACAGGGUACAAGAGCAACGUGCCUACUUGGCUCAAGGGGUGUGAUUUUUUCACGGAGGAUGGAAUGCCGAAAACGCCCUUUCCCCAUGGAUGGAAAGGGGAGCAGGGAUUGUAUACGGUGGGGUUCACGAGAAGAGGUAUUCAAGGAACGUCCUGUGAUGCAAUCAAGAUCGCUGAAGACAUAGCCGCACAGUGGAGAACCGCAGAGAACAAGAAGCAAUGCAAUUCCCAUAUCAUCCUUCUCACUUCAUAG